This is a messenger RNA of Vigna umbellata (rice bean), 503 nucleotides long. Lineage: Eukaryota; Viridiplantae; Streptophyta; Magnoliopsida; Fabales; Fabaceae. The record is from RefSeq and is a predicted model, not a curated record.
AUUUACAGUAACCAGGGUGUCUGGUAUCUUGACCAUCUGGAUGUACCUUGGGAUGAGGUCUAUACUGCUGAGCCACUAGAAGGAAUACAAAAAGCUUCUGAACAAGAGCUUGUAAUUGGAGGAGAAGUUUGCAUGUGGGCCGAGACAGUUGAUACAUCCGAUGUUCAGCAAACAAUAUGGCCUCGAGCUGCUGCAGCUGCAGAACGCUUAUGGAGUCAGAGAGAUUCUUCCUCAAAAAAUGUUACCAUAACUGCAUUGCCUCGGUUGCAAAACUUCAGAUGUCUGUUGAAUAAACGAGGGGUUCCAGCUGCUCCUGUGAAGAAUUUUUAUGCUAGAAGGGCACCUGUGGGUCCAGGGUCAUGUUAUGAGCAAUAAUCCAUAUAAUGAUCCUUCUGUCGUGUGUAAUCUGGUUGUUGAUGCCAGAACUCUAAUCUUCCGCCAACCCAUAUUGCAAUGUAAUUUACUGUUGAAUUAAAUAAAUCAUGUCCAGUUUACAUUUUUUU